AUGGAAAUCAUAAGUAAUGAAGUAAGGAAAUUAAGUGCGUGCUUGAGACAAGUAGAGAAUCUGAAUCCAAGUGGUGCUUCAGAUGAAGACAUUUUAGCUCGCGCAAAGAUGUUAUUUAUGCAAGAACCAAAGUACAAAAAAUGUUUCAAAUUUGAUCAUGUCUGGAAUAUGGUUAAAAAUUUCGAAACAUUUAAAGAUGAUGUCUCCACAGCAAGACAAGUUGGUCGAAGACAACCCCAAAGCAUGAACUUCGACUCGUCACAAUCAGAUAAUCCCACUCCAGAAUCUCCUAUAUCAACAUCUCCUGGACUGUCAUCAUUUACUCCAUCUGAACGACCUAUUGGGGUAAACAAAGCCAAAUUGAAAAGGAAAAAUGAUGAUCAUGAGUCAAGUGUAGUGGACUCCAUCGAGACCUCCAAUAACCGACUUAUAGACAGGUUAGACAAGGCGAGCUUGGACAGAUUGUUAACCCAAGACAAGCUAAUUAGAAUGAGGAUUCUUAAUGAAAAUAGAUGUGUUCUAUGUCCUUCUGAUCUGCGAAGAGAGGAAACUAGUCAUCACUUGUUCUUUGAUUGCCAGUAUUCAGCUCAGGGAAAUGGAUUCAUGAAGAGGAUUAAGAGAAUAUCUCUAGCUACUACAAUUUAUUUUGUGUGGCAGGAAAGAAAUCUGCAGAUAUUUCAGGGGAAAAAUCGUGAUACUGGGAUUCUCUUUCGGGCAGAUUGUUAUGCUGGAGUUCUUGAUGUUCUACAAAGUUUCACAUGGUGA
This is a messenger RNA of Asparagus officinalis (garden asparagus), 765 nucleotides long. RefSeq lists its product as uncharacterized. The coding region runs from base 1 to 765 and encodes 254 amino acids. The record is from RefSeq and is a predicted model, not a curated record. Lineage: Eukaryota; Viridiplantae; Streptophyta; Magnoliopsida; Asparagales; Asparagaceae. The transcript is spliced from 5 exons.